UUUUUAACGGUUUUUUUGUCGAGCUGGUUUUCAAGGGUUCUCCAAACAAAACAAAAGUCAAAAAGAAAAGGAAACGUUUUUUAGUUCUUGAAAAAUUAUUCCUUUAGUCAUACUACAUAAUUAUAUAAUUUUACUGAGCUUGGAAUAUUUCAAAUGACAAUGAAUAACGAUAAGGCGGUUACAGUCACAGAACAGACAGAGCAAGCCAUUCGAAACCUCAACAUGUUUCUGGGAGAAAACGGUUCAAAAACCAUUGUUAUGGAAUCUGCCCAAGCGGAAAUGUUGGAAUGGAUAAAUGAAGAACCAAUAAUCAAAGCAUUCCAUAAGAGUUUCCAAGAUUAUAGAAUAGAAGAAAAAUCAAAUAUAUUGAAAGCUAAUCAAUCAGACGGAAUUAAAAAAAAAAUUGAGGUAAUGGAUUCAGCAGUACCUCGAGCGGAAUUUCGACCUGAGGCAGGAAAAUUAUUGAAAACUAUGAAAGAAACAGGUGCUUCAAUUGAAACCGAACUAUCUAGUACCUCUUAUGAUGGUGUUAGUCUUAAAUCUAAUAAUUAUAAGCAUGGAAAAGAAAGAGGACUUCAUUUUUGAUGGCUUCUUAGAUAAUUUCCACUAAAAUGUUAAAUAUUUAUAGAAUUUUGAUGAAAAGUUGCUUAUUGAUCACUAUAUAAAAUCAAUAAAUAUGCAUUUACUUAAUUAUUUAUUAAUUUCUUAUGCUUAUGCACUUCUACACUGUGGGCCAAAUUUAUUUGGAACCCAAAAUGGCUCUGAAUAUAUUUUUUUAAAUUUGGCGGAUUUUUGUGAAAUUUUGUGUAAAUAUUAGAGGGGCUACAAUGUUGCCUAUAAAUAUCACGCGGUUACUUAGUGUCAGUCUGAAUUUGCGCAGAAUCGUGACUGUACAGGGUCUUUGAAUAUAUUUAGGGCCAUACCUACAGUCUUUACUAUUUGAGAUAGAGAAAAAAUAUAUAUACAAAACUUGGAAGUUUUUUUCUAAUUUAUAAUUAUGUAUUAUGAAAUUAUAAUUAAAUAUAAUCAUAGACCCUGUACAUUGUACGG
Molecule: messenger RNA, 1050 nt
Organism: Ceutorhynchus assimilis (cabbage seed weevil)
Lineage: Eukaryota; Metazoa; Arthropoda; Insecta; Coleoptera; Curculionidae
Source: the annotation of a GenBank genome assembly